Xyrauchen texanus (razorback sucker) is the source of this 2381-nucleotide messenger RNA. RefSeq names its product cartilage acidic protein 1-like. The transcript has 15 exons. Gene Ontology annotation, biological process: axonal fasciculation. The coding region runs from base 58 to 1875 and encodes 605 amino acids. Gene Ontology annotation, molecular function: calcium ion binding. Lineage: Eukaryota; Metazoa; Chordata; Actinopteri; Cypriniformes; Catostomidae. The record is from RefSeq and is a predicted model, not a curated record.
AAGGUCCACAGGGAAUCUCUUAAAAUUAUUUCUUUCCGCCGCUGGAGUAUCUUUCAUAUGGCAAUGUCAGCGUGGAUAUUACUGCUAACUGUGGGUGUGUCAGGACUGUCUUGGGGUCAGCGUUCUGAACCCAUGUUUGCCUCAAUAACUCACAGUAUUUUCCCCACGGACUACGAGAACAACCCCACACAGCUCAACUACGGCGUGGCUGUCACAGACGUGGAUGGAGAUGGAGAUCUGGAGAUGUUUGUAUCAGGCUACAAUGGCCCAAACCUGGUGCUUAAGUAUGACAAGGUUAAGAAGAGGCUUGUUAACAUUGCAGCUGACAACCGCAGUUCUCCAUACUAUCCACUCAGAGAUCGACAGGGCAAUGCUAUCGGGGUGACAGCAUGCGACAUCGAUGGUGAUGGCAGAGAGGAAAUUUACGUCCUCAACACUAAUAAUGCCUUCUCAGGGAGAGCAACAUAUACUGAUAAGCUCUUCAAGUUUCGUAAUGGGCGGUUUGAAGAUCUUCUGAGUGAUGAGAUAAAUGAACACAGGGAUGUUGCCAAUCGUGUGGCUGGACGAUCAGUGGCAUGUGUGGAUAGAAAGGGAACAGGUCGGUAUUCCAUCUACAUUGCCAAUUAUGCCAGCGGGACUGUAGGUCCACAUGCUCUGAUUGAAAUGGAUGAAAGUUCUAGUGACCCAUCCAGAGGAAUCAUCGCACUGUCAAACGUGGCCGAGCAAGCUGGAGUCAACAAGCUCACAGGGGGACGGGGGGUCGUGGUCGGCCCGAUUCUUAGUCAUACUCUACCUGAUAUAUUCUGCGACAAUGAGUACAGCCCGAACUUCCUGUUCCGCAACAACGGAGAUGGUACAUUUACGGAUGUGGCGGCGCAAGCAGGGGUCGAUGACCCGAUGCAGCAUGGCCGUGGAGUGGCGUUGGCAGAUUUUAAUAGGGAUGGGAAGACAGACAUCGUCUACGGAAACUGGAAUGGGCCGCAUCGUCUGUUCCUACAGCUCAGCAACAAUCGCAAGCAAAAGUUUAAGGACAUCGCCUCACAGAAGUUUUCCAUGCCAUCUCCAGUUCGCACAGUCAUCGCGGCUGACUUUGACAAUGACAAUGAAUUGGAGGUCUUUUUCAACAACAUUGCCUACAGAGGACCCUCAGCCAACAGACUGUUCAGAAUUUCUCGGAGAGAACAUGGAGAUCCACAGAUUGAGGAGCUGAACAUCGGGGAGGCCGCGGAACCAGAGGGACGUGGAACUGGAGCAGCAGUGACUGAUUUUGAUGGGGAUGGACAGCUGGAUCUGUUGGUGACACACGGGGAAAGUGCAGCUCAGCCCAUCUCUGUGUACAGAGUCACACAGGGUUCAUCUAAUAAAUGGCUGCGUGUGAUUCCACGCACUCAGUUUGGGGCUUUUGCCCGUGGGGCCAAGGUGAUAGUUUACACCAAAAGAAAUGGUCCCCACACACGCAUCAUAGAUGGAGGAUCAGGGUACUUGUGUGAAAUGGAGCCAGUGGCUCACUUUGGGCUAGGGAAAGAUGUGGCCACCAGUGUGGAAGUGUUCUGGUCAGAUGGACGUUCUGUGGCCAGGCCACUGGAACUCAGCGAUAUGAACAAAGUUAUGGAGAUUUAUUACCCUGAAAACGAGGAGGAGGUGACCCCAGCGGUAGAGAUCGAGUGUGGACCAGGAUUUGAAGUCAAUGAAAACGGCCGUUGCACUGACCGAGAUGAGUGCACACAGUUCCCAUCUGUCUGUCCCACUGAGCGACCUGUCUGCACAAACACCUACGGGAGCUUCAAGUGCCGUGCUAACAAGAGGUGCAACCAGGGAUAUGAGCCUAAUGAUGAGGGCACAGCAUGUGUAGGAGGUGACAACCUUCCGAGAUGACACCCUCAAUGAACUGAAAAAUUCCUGUUUUUAAUCCAGCCCGACACAACAACAUUGCCUCAACCAAUGGCGUGAGUUUUGGGUUGGAAUAUCUGUUUGGCCGAUCAACAGAGGACAGGGAGCGUAUUCAGAAAACUGUUUGAAAACAAUGUUUAUUUUUGCAGUUAUGUUUGGACACUAGCACCAAGUGUCGCAGAAAUUACACUUUUCAGCUUUAAGCAACGUAAGAAGUGGGGACCAGCAUCCAAAGCCAGCAAUGCUGGUCUUUUUAACAAUUAAUGAUGGCAAUGUUUAUUUGACUGAUUACAGAAUAUAGAGCCUUAUCAGAUUAAACGAUGUACUGAUACAGAUGUUUACAUCACCUCAACUCUGGGUCAUUUUACCAGAAUAUAUUAUGUGGAAAUAGCAUGCAAGUCUAUCAUAUUCAAAGAAACGAUGCCAAUGUUGAUCCAGCAUUUAGUUUUUUGGAAUGAAACGUUGUUGUUUUUUUUAAGAAUUCACUAUAA